Molecule: messenger RNA, 1366 nt
Organism: Suillus fuscotomentosus
Lineage: Eukaryota; Fungi; Basidiomycota; Agaricomycetes; Boletales; Suillaceae
Product: P-loop containing nucleoside triphosphate hydrolase protein
Exons: 4
Coding region: 355-1146 (263 amino acids)
Molecular function (GO): GTP binding
Source: RefSeq, a predicted model, not a curated record
GACACCCGGCUUCUGUUAGCCAGCUUCCUUGAUCGAUCUUUCGGCUACUCGGAGUCGACGGCGACACUCGAUAUUUGCAAUAGAACUACAGCGAAUGCCAGGGUCUAGACAGGCAUGCAUAAGGCAUGCCUACCAUACGAUUCCGAAGGGGGAAUCUAACUAUUUCGAUGCUCGCCACGUUUUGAUAUCGAAGUCCUCAUGUAUUCUUACAUCGGAUACUCCCGCAGUGCAGCCCUCAUAGCCGUGGUACAGGGUGCAACACGUUGGUUCUGGCCGAAAGCGCUCGCCACGGACCCAAUCACUUAAACGCCCAGUAGCCGUUAUCCAUCUCUUUACGAUCGCACGCGAAGGAAGAUGUCUGAUAGCCACGACUCCACAGACACGACAGGGAAUAAAUAUUCACAGCAGGGUCAUCAAGGUCGGCCGCGUAACGUGGUACUCUAUGGGGAGAGUGGGGUAGGCAAAAGCUCGCUCAUAAACCUUAUCAUGGGUCGUGAUGCAGCGAAAACAUCUCCUGAUGCCCUCGCAUGUACUACUACACAUGCUCCGUAUGAUGUAACGAUCAGCGGGCAACACUUCAGGCUGUGGGAUACAGCAGGGUUAAAUGAGGGCUCAGAAGGCACAGUGCCUGCGGUGAUGGCUGAGAGGAACUUGACUGCGUUCCUCCGAGGUCUUAACCAGGAAGACGGUGUCCAUCUUCUUAUAUAUUGUGUGCGCGGAACGCGAGCAACGAAGGCUCUGCAGACUCACUACAAGAUAUUCUCGACAGUUAUCCGUGAUAGCAAAGUGCCCACGAUCAUUGUGGUGACGUGCCUGGAAGACUUCCGUCCUGUGAUGGCAGAGUGGUGGAAUGAGAACAUGGACGAGCUUGCAACGUAUGGAAUGCAAUUCUCUGGAUAUGCUUGCGUCACCACUUUGAAGGAUGAACCCACAGAGUCCCCGGAUAUUCACCAACGUCAUGCACAGUCCUACAAUGAUGUCUGCAGAAGCAUCCUAGACCAUUGUUCGCAGACUCCUCACAAAACGUGGGGCACCGAUACUAUCAAAGAUCAGCGAAGCUUCCUCGCGAUCUUGCUGCAGAAGUUAGCUCGUUUUGUUGGAGGAGCUCACCGUGAUCAGGAUGCCUUAAAAGCAUCGUUGUCGUAGCUAAUUCCUGUACAAACGAUUUCUGUGGCGUGAAAUGACUGUUGGCUCCACAGUAGUACUACUAGUAGUGAUAUCAAACUUCUACCACUUACCCAAUUCUUUCGUACUUAGCAUCACGAAAUGCCUGCAUGACUCUCGGAUGAUACCCGAAUAGCAGAAUUCAAGAAGUCAUCGCUGUUACUGUCGUGGACUCGUGGUUCCGGUGAAAUUUGGAAGAGCG